CCGUCCCCGGAUGUGAGCUCCGGCUGCCCGCGGUCGCGAGCCAGCGGCGGCGCGGGCGGCGGCGGCGGCGGGCACCGGGCACCGGGCACCGCGGCGGGCGAGCGGGCGGGCAUGGGGGGCGCGCCGAGCGGCCCCGGCGGCCGGGCCGGCAUCCUCGCGGCGUCCCUCCGCUAGAGGGGGGGACCAAGCCAAUUCUCCUUUGCAGCAAAAAAUUACAUGUAUAUAUUAUCAAGAUAAUAUAUACAUCCGAUCUUAUUUUUUAAAAAAAGUUUAUUUUGCUCCGAUUUUGAAAAAGAGGGAGCGUGGGUGGCCAGCGGUUUUUAUAAAUUAUUCUUAUUUUCUGUUAUCUGUCCCCGUCCCUCCCCACCCCCUGCUGAAGCUUGAAUAAGGGCAGGGAUCGCGGCUCCUACCUAUCGGUCACCCCCUUGCCCGUUCCUCCCCCGCCCCAUCGCCUAGCACAGUGCCCUGCACACAGUAGGCGCUCAAUAAAUGUUCGUGGAUGAUGAUGAUGAUGAUGAUGAAAAAAAUGCAGCAUCAACGGCAGCAGCAAGCGGACCACGCGAACGAGGCAAACUAUGCAAGAGGCACCAGGCUCCCUCUUUCUGGUGAAGGACCAACUUCUCAGCCGAAUAGCUCCAAGCAAACCGUCCUGUCUUGGCAAGCCGCGAUCGACGCUGCUAGACAGGCCAAGGCUGCCCAAACUAUGAGCACCUCUGCACCCGCACCUGUAGGAUCUCUCUCCCAAAGAAAACGUCAGCAAUACGCCAAGAGCAAAAAACAGGGUAACUCGUCCAGCAGCCGACCUGCCCGCGCCCUUUUCUGUUUGUCACUCAAUAACCCCAUCCGAAGAGCCUGCAUUAGUAUAGUGGAAUGGAAACCAUUUGACAUAUUUAUAUUAUUGGCUAUUUUUGCCAAUUGUGUGGCCUUAGCUAUUUACAUCCCAUUCCCUGAAGAUGAUUCUAAUUCAACAAAUCAUAACUUGGAAAAAGUAGAAUAUGCCUUCCUGAUUAUUUUUACAGUCGAAACAUUUUUGAAGAUUAUAGCGUAUGGAUUAUUGCUACAUCCUAAUGCUUAUGUAAGAAAUGGAUGGAAUUUACUGGAUUUUGUUAUAGUAAUAGUAGGAUUGUUUAGUGUAAUUUUGGAACAAUUAACCAAAGAAACAGAAGGCGGCAACCACUCCAGUGGCAAAUCGGGAGGCUUUGAUGUCAAAGCCCUCCGCGCCUUUCGAGUGUUACGACCACUUCGACUAGUAUCAGGAGUGCCCAGUUUACAAGUUGUCCUGAACUCCAUCAUAAAAGCCAUGGUUCCCCUCCUUCACAUAGCCCUUUUGGUGUUAUUUGUAAUCAUAAUCUAUGCUAUUAUAGGAUUGGAACUUUUUAUUGGAAAAAUGCACAAAACAUGUUUUUUUGCUGACUCAGAUAUCGUAGCUGAGGAGGACCCAGCACCGUGUGCGUUCUCAGGGAAUGGACGCCAGUGUACCGCCAAUGGCACAGAGUGCAGGAGUGGCUGGGUUGGCCCCAAUGGCGGCAUCAGCAACUUUGAUAACUUUGCCUUUGCCAUGCUCACCGUGUUUCAGUGCAUCACCAUGGAGGGCUGGACAGACGUGCUCUACUGGGUAAAUGAUGCGAUAGGAUGGGAAUGGCCAUGGGUGUAUUUUGUUAGUCUCAUCAUCCUUGGCUCAUUUUUCGUCCUUAACCUGGUUCUUGGUGUCCUUAGUGGAGAAUUCUCAAAGGAAAGGGAGAAGGCGAAAGCACGGGGAGACUUCCAGAAGCUGCGGGAGAAGCAGCAGCUGGAAGAGGAUCUCAAGGGCUACUUGGAUUGGAUCACCCAAGCAGAAGAUAUUGAUCCCGAGAACGAAGAAGAAGGAGGAGAGGAAAGCAAACGAAAUACCAGCAUGCCCACCAGUGAGACGGAGUCUGUGAACACGGAGAACGUGAGUGGGGAAGGCGAGAACCAAGGCUGCUGUGGGAGCCUCUGGUGCUGGUGGAGAAGAAGAGGCACCACCAAGGCCGGGCCCUCUGGGUGUCGGCGGUGGGGUCAAGCCAUCUCAAAGUCCAAGCUCAGCCGACGCUGGCGCCGCUGGAACCGCUUCAGUCGCAGAAGGUGUAGGGCUGCCGUGAAGUCUGUCACGUUUUACUGGCUGGUUAUUGUCCUGGUGUUUCUCAACACCUUAACCAUUUCCUCUGAGCACUACAACCAGCCUGACUGGCUGACACAGAUUCAAGAUAUCGCUAACAAAGUCCUCUUGGCUCUGUUCACCUGUGAGAUGCUUGUAAAGAUGUACAGCUUGGGUCUCCAGGCAUAUUUCGUCUCUCUUUUCAAUCGGUUUGAUUGCUUCGUGGUGUGUGGAGGAAUUACGGAAACGAUCUUGGUGGAACUGGAAAUCAUGUCUCCUCUGGGCAUCUCUGUGUUUCGCUGUGUGCGGCUCCUGAGAAUUUUCAAAGUGACCAGGCACUGGACCUCCCUGAGCAACUUGGUGGCAUCCUUGUUAAACUCCAUGAAGUCCAUCGCUUCGCUGCUGCUUCUGCUUUUUCUCUUCAUCAUCAUCUUUUCCUUGCUGGGGAUGCAGCUGUUCGGCGGCAAGUUUAAUUUUGACGAGACCCAAACCAAGCGGAGCACCUUCGAUAAUUUCCCUCAAGCGCUUCUAACGGUGUUCCAGAUUCUGACAGGUGAAGACUGGAACGCUGUGAUGUAUGAUGGCAUUAUGGCAUACGGGGGCCCGUCGUCUUCGGGAAUGAUCGUCUGCAUCUACUUCAUCAUCCUCUUCAUUUGUGGUAACUAUAUUCUACUGAAUGUCUUCUUGGCCAUCGCUGUAGACAACUUGGCAGAUGCUGAAAGUUUGAAUACUGCUCAGAAAGAGGAAGCUGAGGAAAAGGAAAGGAAGAAGAUUGCCAGAAAAGAAAGCCUGGAAAAUAAAAAGAACAACAAACCAGAAAUCAACCAGAUAGCCAACAGUGACAACAAGGUCACCAUCGAUGACUACCGAGAAGAGGAUGAGGACAAAGACCCCUACCCACCUUGUGAUGUGCCAGUAGGUGAAGAGGAAGAGGAGGAGGAAGAGGAUGAACCCGAGGUUCCUGCUGGCCCCCGUCCUCGAAGAAUGUCUGAGUUGAACAUGAAAGAGAAAAUCACCCCCAUCCCCGAAGGGAGCGCUUUCUUCAUUCUUAGCAAGACCAACCCGAUCCGCGUGGGCUGCCACAAGCUCAUCAACCACCACAUCUUCACCAACCUUAUCCUCGUCUUCAUCAUGCUGAGCAGCGCUGCCCUCGCCGCCGAGGACCCCAUCCGCAGCCACUCCUUCCGGAACACUAUACUGGGUUACUUUGACUAUGCUUUCACAGCCAUCUUUACUGUUGAAAUCCUGUUGAAGAUGACGACUUUCGGAGCUUUCCUCCACAAAGGGGCUUUCUGCAGGAACUACUUCAACUUACUGGAUAUGCUGGUCGUUGGGGUGUCUCUGGUGUCAUUUGGGAUCCAAUCCAGUGCCAUCUCAGUCGUGAAGAUCCUGAGAGUCUUAAGGGUUCUGAGACCGCUCAGGGCAAUCAACAGAGCAAAAGGACUUAAGCACGUGGUCCAGUGCGUCUUUGUGGCCAUCCGGACAAUUGGCAACAUCAUGAUCGUCACCACCCUCCUCCAGUUCAUGUUUGCUUGCAUUGGGGUGCAGCUCUUCAAGGGAAAGUUUUAUCGAUGCACAGAUGAAGCCAAAAGUAACCCCGAAGAAUGCAGGGGGCUCUUCAUCCUCUACAAGGAUGGGGAUGUCGAUAACCCUGUGGUCCGUGAGAGGAUCUGGCAAAACAGCGACUUCAACUUUGACAACGUCCUCUCAGCUAUGAUGGCUCUGUUCACGGUCUCCACGUUCGAGGGCUGGCCCGCGUUGCUGUACAAGGCCAUCGACUCGAACGGAGAGAACGUCGGCCCCAUCUACAACUACCGUGUGGAGAUCUCCAUCUUCUUCAUCAUCUACAUCAUCAUCGUAGCGUUCUUCAUGAUGAACAUCUUUGUGGGCUUCGUCAUCGUCACAUUUCAGGAGCAGGGGGAGAAAGAGUAUAAGAACUGUGAGCUGGACAAAAAUCAGCGUCAGUGUGUUGAAUACGCCUUGAAAGCACGUCCCUUGCGAAGAUACAUCCCCAAAAACCCCUACCAGUACAAGUUCUGGUACGUGGUGAACUCCUCGCCUUUCGAGUACAUGAUGUUUGUCCUCAUCAUGCUCAACACACUCUGCUUGGCCAUGCAGCACUACGAGCAGUCCAAGAUGUUUAAUGACGCCAUGGACAUCCUGAACAUGGUGUUCACCGGGGUGUUCACUGUCGAGAUGGUUUUGAAAGUCAUUGCAUUUAAACCUAAGCACUAUUUCACUGAUGCAUGGAACACUUUUGAUGCCUUAAUUGUUGUUGGUAGCGUCGUUGAUAUUGCUAUAACUGAAGUGAAUCCAACUGAAAGUGAAAAUGUCCCUGUCCCAACUGCUACACCUGGGAACUCUGAAGAGAGCAAUAGAAUCUCCAUCACCUUUUUCCGUCUUUUCCGAGUGAUGCGAUUGGUGAAGCUUCUCAGCAGGGGGGAAGGCAUCCGGACACUGCUGUGGACUUUUAUUAAGUCCUUCCAGGCGCUCCCGUAUGUCGCCCUUCUCAUCGCCAUGCUGUUCUUCAUCUACGCGGUUAUCGGCAUGCAGAUGUUUGGGAAAGUUGCCAUGAGAGAUAACAACCAGAUCAACAGGAACAACAAUUUCCAGACCUUUCCCCAGGCCGUACUGCUGCUCUUCAGGUGUGCGACGGGGGAGGCCUGGCAGGAAAUCAUGCUGGCCUGCCUCCCGGGAAAGCUCUGUGACCCCGAGUCCGAUUACAACCCCGGGGAGGAGUACACCUGCGGGAGCAACUUUGCCAUUGUUUAUUUCAUCAGUUUUUACAUGCUCUGCGCAUUUCUGAUCAUCAACCUGUUUGUGGCUGUCAUCAUGGACAAUUUCGAUUAUCUGACCCGGGACUGGUCUAUUCUGGGGCCUCACCAUUUAGACGAAUUCAAAAGAAUAUGGUCCGAAUAUGACCCCGAGGCAAAGGGAAGAAUCAAGCACCUGGACGUGGUCACUCUGCUCCGCCGCAUCCAGCCCCCCCUGGGGUUUGGGAAAUUGUGUCCACACAGGGUAGCCUGCAAGAGACUAGUUGCCAUGAACAUGCCGCUCAACAGUGACGGGACAGUCAUGUUUAAUGCAACUCUGUUUGCUUUGGUCCGAACGGCUCUUAAAAUCAAGACGGAAGGGAACCUAGAACAAGCUAAUGAAGAACUCCGAGCUGUGAUCAAGAAAAUCUGGAAGAAAACCAGCAUGAAACUGCUUGACCAAGUUGUCCCUCCAGCUGGUGAUGAUGAGGUAACCGUGGGGAAGUUCUAUGCCACUUUCCUGAUACAGGACUACUUUAGGAAAUUCAAGAAACGGAAAGAACAAGGACUGGUGGGAAAAUACCCCGCGAAGAGCAGCACAAUUGCCCUACAGAUGCUUGAACGGAUGCUUUAGAAUUUUCUGCCUGAGCUACAGCACCACGCUCGUUAGUCGGAAGGCGUUUGUGGCUAAGGCCUUGAAAGGGAAAAGCCUCAAGUGGGCUUAUUUCUACUGAAACAGCAUUUCGGGAGAAAUGCAGGAAAAAGCAAACCCAAGGCCCCAGAGAGACCCCUUCCAAGCAAAGCACUCCUCCGGAAGGUGGAAGCAGGGCCGUGGCUCAACUGCGGAGCCGUGGUCUCCUGUCACGGACGCUGCUCGGUGGCUCCUUUUCAUGAAAGGGAAUGAGCAAGGCUUAACAGUUUUCCCUUCCAAGCAGAGACUCAGAGAAAGGGAAAGAGUGAGAGAGAGCAAAGGAGGGGGGCAGCCGCCCCACAGAGAAAUGAAAUGAACACAACUUCCUGAUGCUGGCCAGUAAAAAAAAAAAAAAAAAAAAAAUUCAUAAAAAGAUUAAGCAGACCUGCGUAAGGUGGGCAGCUGACUCCGUUCCAAAGUCCUGCAUCCCUAGUUUACCUGAACUACCAAAGACUGGCAGGCCCCUUGGCACUGGGCUGACAAAAUUCCUUUUAUAUAUGCCAGUCCAUCAUGACCUCCUGACCAUCCAGCUCCACUCUCUGCAGUGACCAGUGCAGGAUGAAGGCAGAUGUGGACAGGACAGGAAGCUCAGACACCCCCAUUUAAACUAACACAUACACCUGCAUGCCCAAACCAACCCAGGCGACACCUCAGGUUCCAUCUUAACGCGUCCGCGGGAAAUACCACCACACCCAAACCUCAUCCGACAUUGUCCGUCUUUAAUUCAAAGCCAGUCUGGGGAUGCCUCUUUGGAAGCAGUGUGGUCCAGUUUCAAGGACACUGGGAGUCAGGGAACCUGGGUUCUAGUCCCAGUUCCAGCGUUCACUUGCUGUGUGACCUUGGGCAAGACACUUAACCUCUCUGUGCCUCAGUUUCCCCAUCUGUAAAAUGGGGGUAAUAAUGUCGACCUACCUCACAGGGCUGUUGUGAGGAAUAGCUAAGUGAUUGUAAAGCACUUUGAACGUAUACUUGCUUAUUAUUAAGACUACAACAAUAAUAAUAUCAUAUGCCUGUUUACUACCAGAACUUUAAGAAAUUCUUGUUUUUCUUUGACCUCUUCUCUGUCCUGUAGUGAUCCAUCGAGAAAGAGAACUCUCCCCUUUUUGAGAUUUCUAGGAAAUGCAUAAAGAUGUAAACAGCAGGAACUCUUCAGGUUGUUUUCUCACAUCUUACAAAAAGUAGAUGCUUUUGCACAAGAAGUUGCUUCGAGGGGCGGGGGGAGGUCCCCUCUGAAAUUCUCAGCUGUUUCCAGGCAGUAGUUGAGGAGUCAGUACACCUGAUGCUGAGCCCAAGAUACCCAGAGGUUUAGUGCAAAGUUGAGUGCAAAACCUUGAAGUUCCUGAAAUGUCUAGAGAAGAGAAGGGUUACAAGCCCUGGUCUGUGCAGACUGGAGGCUGCGUGCAUGUGUGCGUGUGUGCAGGGCGUGGAGAGGCCCAGGAUGUGGGGAAGCCCAGCUCCUGGCUGUUCUCAUCCUCAGCCAGGCAGGGUGGGGGAGCCGUGUAGCCAGUGGGAAGAGUGGUGCUAGCAGAAGUCCCCCAGGCCCAUCCUAUGCAUGACUGAGAGGGUCCCUCCCAGCCUGGAGGUCUGCUCCAGUGAUGUCUUCUGUGCUGUGACCUUUGUUCCACUUGGGAAACAGGCCUGGCCCCCAAUUUGGUUCCUGUGUGUGCAGACUGUCUUAAGUCUAGGAGCUCGUGGUGGGUUUUCUGCAUUCUCACAGCAGAGUCCGUGGGGCCAGAGAACAGGGUUGACCUCUUCACACAGCACCAUGGGUGGUGACGUGGGCAUGGGGGCGACCCCUGUGAAAAUGUCGAAGCACAGCUGUACCUGCUAGUUGACAGCUGUGGCCCCCAGCACCUUGAGUCUCCUCACCCCCUGCUAACAUCCCAGCCCUGCACCAAACCCCUCUGUGAUUCAGUAACUAAAGGGCGAAUGCCUGGUGUAGCAGGGACCUCUGGGAGCCUAUUCUGGUCUGAAGGCCCACCUCUGCUCUGACUGGGUAGUGCCCGGGAUAAACCAGUUAUUAAGUAUGUGGUGUAUCAUCCCUGAAAAAGAAGCUGGUCAGCUCUGUGGGCACAGGUAAGGAGUUUAUCCACCAUCACAAACGAUCCCCCUGUCCCUGACCGACUCUGAUGUCGUUUAUUAAAUACUAAAGGGAGUGUUUGUGCUCGCCCCCGCCCCCUGUCUGUGUCACCCCCAUCUCAGAGGCCCACAGUGGCCAUCUGUCUUCUAGAUCUAAGUCUCUAUACACCAGAGCCUCAGCAGAGCAGCUCUAAGCAAUCCACGUGGCUGGUGUCUCCACAUGCCUUUCUGCACAGUCCUUCCACAUACGUAGAAACUGGAAAGCAGUAACUUUCUAGGUGGGAUUUACGGAACGGUCUAAAUGGAACGUGAGAAUCUUGCCCCACGUGGGCCUGGCUGUGUGCUGAGUGACGGCCCUGGUGGUGGCUGGUGGCUGAGAUCAGUUGGUGAAGGACAGCCAGAAGUUGUCGGGGCCACCUCCCGCCUCGCUCGAAAGGGAAACGAGGCUUCCCUGGAACCUGGUUCACAGUCAAACUGCAGAUACCUCUGUCCUUUUCCCUAAGACCUUAAAAGAAGAGUAUAGCUUUAAACGUAGAAAAGUUGUAAGAGACAAGUCAUGUUUAAUAGGUCAGAUUGACAGACUCAGCAAACUCGGUGCCCAACACCAGAAUCCAUGGUGCUAAACUCUGAAGCUCCUGGAUGGAAGACACAAUGCAGCCCAGGAUCCAUCGCAGGGACACAGAUGUAGGAUCGGGCCUCAGGAUCUUCUUCAAUAGCUUACUCUAUGGUGUGACCUAAUUAAAAAUUCGGUUGAUCCACAGGAUUAUUGGGUACUGGAUUCUCUCCUCUUAAAGGCAGGAGAUCGCUCCUCUCUAAGAAUAGUAAUUAUUAUUUUCAAAAGUCUCUGAGACGAUAGAAUUACUGAAAGUAAGGGAAGUUACAUGAUGUCAUCGCAAAAGGUCUUAAUUACUGUGGCAUGCUAUUGACUAACACCCACCUAGGAGCCCUCUUUAGCCCAAACGUAUCACGAUUUGGUUAUCCACUGGCAGGAGCUUGCGAACACUCGUGGUUCCUUGGCUGGGUAGGUACCUGCACGAAUUAGUUCUCCCUGGCACACCGUAGCCCUGAGAGAGGUGGCUAUUGGGGGUAAUGGGAGGGCACAUCGUUCUAAGGCACAGUGAAGGCAACCCAUGCCAAAGGCUAACUCAGAGAAGCCACGAGAAGGAUGUUUCUUCCCAAAGUAGAGAAAGGUCGGGGGAGAUCACAGGAAUCCUGGAUGGGGGAAUAGCCCAGCUCCAGGAAAAGAUGGUGUUGCCUGUCUGAGGGCAGGUUAUCAUCAAGUUCUACAACUUUUUGGUCUCAGGAACCUUUUAUGCUCUUAAGAAUUAUCGAGGACCCUUAUGUAUCAAUAUUUACUACAUUAGGAAUUAAAGCAGAGAUUUUUAAAACGCAGAAUAUGCAAGCACAAAGUUGCCGGAGAGAUGAGAUCCCCAAGGUUUAUGCAGCCUUUGAAAAACCCCACUGUGCUCUCAGGAGAGGAUGAGAGCGUACAAGGCCGAGAGCAUCCUUGUCUUAUUAUGCAAAACACAAUGACCUCUUGGACCCUUUAAGGUGUCUCAGAGGGCCCCAGGGUCCUUGGGCCACACUUUGAGAACUGCUGCUCUGGGGGAUUGAUCCCAUAUCCCCCCCUAAAGGAAAAGGGUGCUGGAGCCUUUUUCCAAUCUCCUGCCCCUACCUUGAACUGUCCCCUAACUCCCAGGCCCGUCCCCAAUCCCAGCCCACUCACCUAUACAUGGAGCUGCCUGGGCCCCCAGCGUCCAGCCCGCGUUCAGGCUGAGAGUUGUACCGCACAUGCCAUGUCUCACUGCCUGUGCUGAUCUGGAGGAGUGGUGGUGUGAAUUCGUGUGUGAGAGAGAAGUGUCUGUAAGGAUCUCAGCUCCUGAGAGUGGCACGGCGGAGACAAGGAUAUGCGCUGAGUGUAGGACCAGUUUUUGCGAUACCUGGUGAUUUCUGUCAUUGCCGUGAUACAAGAGUGCUGCUGAGUUAGUUGUAAGAAGUUUCACCUUGAUUGAGUGGCAGCCACAGUCAUGUGGGGUUGCAGUCAUGAGUGAGCGCAUGGUGGGAACUGGAUCCUGGCACUCUUCCCCGUAGACCCCAAAAGGUGGGGCGGCAUGGUGUCAUUGGAACAGCAGAACUGCGCGUCGUGAUCCCUAGCUGAGCCAUCACUCGUGUGGGCAGGUCACUUAACCAAAUGGGAAUCAUCUUGGCUCUCCCCUCCCCGGCCCGCCCUCCCAAGAUGUAGUGGGAUAAAGUAUGUUACAUUGCAGUGACAAAGAUGCUAGCAGAAUAGGUCUCGAUUUGUGACUUCUGCUAAGCCCACAUUUUAAGUAAAACUCUCUCUGUUAUCAGGAAACUGGCAAGCAUUUCUCCAAUGCUGGUGUUAAAACUACAACCAAGAAUUAAGGUGGAACUAAAACAGUUGGCUUUGUCAGAUCAGAAGAAAUGUCACAGAUUGCUUUAGAUAAUUUUUUUUAAGUCGCAGGGAAAUGUCAUAGAUCACUUUAGGUAAUUUUUUUAAACUUCCCUUUAUCUUUCAAAAGGAAGGUAACAAACUCCAUGUACACAGCGGAGUGCCACCCCCAGGGUAACUUACGUGGUGAUGUUACAGCUGACUUUGCAGGGAGGGUGGGAAUCACUGUGCGUGACUCACGGGGGGCGUGCCUUCCUCGUAAUUCUAGCUCUUUAUGUUUAUAUAUAACUCGAGGACUGUUCAUAACGGACGCAGAGGCCACACCAUCACAUCUUCCCUGGUGGAGAGCAAUGACAAAAGAAGGGGUGUGCCUGUGUGUGAUGUGUGUGCAUGUGGGGAUGCAGGGGAGGUGGAAUGGCUUAUAGAUAAACAGGUGUAUGCUGUGAGAAUUUAAUCUCCAGUUCUUUGUGCCGAGGGAGCUAGUCUAAAAUGAUCCCUUCUAAUUGGGUAGGGGCAGAAGCCUGCUAAAGGGUUAACCAGAACUCGCCUUUAACGAGAGGACCGAGCAGGGCCGGCCUUGGCUGCGGGAGACCUGCCUGUGAUAGAGACCCGGCUCUGCUCUUUGGCUGGAGCCUGAAAGCCUGGCACUCAUACCCGAAGAUGGAUGGCCUGGCCCAGUCCCGACUGGAGACUCACAUCUCUUAUCUGCACUGUUACAGUGUAGGUUCAGGAGGGGUUCCGGGGCGUUUCUACGUGCUGAGAGCUGGCAGACGACCGGUGUGAGUGAUGGCGCUAGCUUAGGGAGACAGGCAGUGAAAGCAUUUCAGAUGCACCAGGUAGGAAAAACUUAACCCUGAAAGUGGGCAAGAGAAAGGAAGGUAAAUGAAUGUUCCUACUUGAGGUUAAAAUAUCAUACAUUUAUGCUAUUGCUUCAGAAAUAUUUACAGAGAUUUUAUAGUUUGGGGUUUUUUUUUUUUUUUUUUGGUGACUUAAUCAUUCACUAGAGUAAAUAUCUAUAAAAUUCCAAUUAAAUGGUGUCUAAAAUUUAAAGCAGCGGUCUACAGGCAAAGCGCCAACAUUUCUUUUUUUAACAAAAAUAUUUAUGAGAACAUCUAGCAUUUAAAAAUCAACCAGAAACUAGGCUUGAUUCUGUUUAAUAUUUUAUAUGAUUGGACAUCUUAAAACAAAUCGAUAAUGUUUAUAUUUUAUAGAAAUUCUGUGUUUAUUCAAAACCAUAAUUCUACUGUGAUGUUAAUGGAAUGACUUUAUAUGGCUUUAAUUGUGUUGCUUUAAAUGCUAAUGACCACAUUUCAAAUUAAAAUAGUAUUUUGCUGAUAGGGGUAGACACAGAUAUGACAUAUGAAAGAAUAGAUAAUUUUACUGAUUGUAAAGUGUUUAUUUCCAGAAAAAAAUGUUCUUUUUUUUUUUUUUAAGGGCUGUGAAAAAAAGUCAUUUUUUCAAGGGUUUAAGAUAGAUUUCUGCACUUUGGGAAUUGGAACUUGUGCCUAUGGAAUUUUUGGAGCAGCCUAAGCUACCUUUUAGCUUGAUAUGUGUGUGCUAGAAAAUUUUUCAUUACCAUGUUUUGUGAUAUGUAAUAAAUUCAGGGUGCUGUGCUUAAGCUUCGUUUCAAUUCAAGUUUGGGAACAUCUGUUUCCCUCAUUCCCAACCCUGGCAGACA
This is a messenger RNA of Orcinus orca (killer whale), 11727 nucleotides long. RefSeq names its product calcium voltage-gated channel subunit alpha1 D (gene CACNA1D). Gene Ontology annotation, biological process: calcium ion import across plasma membrane. The transcript has 42 exons. The coding region runs from base 500 to 5503 and encodes 1667 amino acids. The record is from RefSeq and is a predicted model, not a curated record. Gene Ontology annotation, cellular component: membrane; voltage-gated calcium channel complex. Gene Ontology annotation, molecular function: high voltage-gated calcium channel activity. Lineage: Eukaryota; Metazoa; Chordata; Mammalia; Artiodactyla; Delphinidae.